This is a messenger RNA of Striga asiatica, 1098 nucleotides long. The record is from the annotation of a GenBank genome assembly. Lineage: Eukaryota; Viridiplantae; Streptophyta; Magnoliopsida; Lamiales; Orobanchaceae.
CUUUGAAAAUACAUUAUUUGCCCCAACACCCCUACCUUGCCGAGACUCGAUAGGCAAAAAGCCCCCGUAGAGAAAAUCGGAAAAUAACAUACAAAUCCGCUCACAUAUCCAUAUACAUACAGCCUACAGCCCAUAUACGUACACAAAGAUGAAGCCACCAAAGAGGCCGAUCCAAGCCGCGUCGUCAUGGGUGCGGCGGCAGCCGCCGAAGGUGAAGGCGUUUCUAGCCGUUAUCAGCGGCAUGGCGGCGCUUGUCAUCCUACGCGCCAUCGUCCACGAUCACGACAAUCUCUUUGUGGCAGCGGAGGCCGUGCACUCGAUCGGAAUUUCGUUUCUCAUCUACAAAUUGAUGAAGGAGAGAACCUGCGCAGGUCUUUCACUAAAAUCCCAGGAGCUAACAGCUAUAUUUCUGGCUGUUAGAUUAUAUUGUAGUUUCGUAAUGGAGUAUGACAUACAUACUCUGCUUGACUUGGCGACUUUGGCUACUACCUUGUGGGUCAUUUAUACGAUCCGUUUUAAAUUAAACUCGAGCUACAUGAGUGAUAAGGACAAUUUUGCACUAUAUUAUGUGCUGCUUCCUUGUGCUGUUUUAGCUCUAUUGAUCCAUCCAUCCACGUCACAUAACAUUGUGAAUAGGAUUGCUUGGGCUUUCUGUGUUUACUUAGAAGCGGUUUCAGUGCUACCACAAUUACGCGUGAUGCAGAAUACUAAGGUUUUGGACAGUCGUGGCCAUCUACUCGUUGCAUUAGGUUAUGGACUUUGGCCCUCGAUGGUUCUUAUAUCAGAAAUUGUUCAGACCUUCAUCCUAGCAGAUUUUUGCUACUACUAUGUUAAAAGUGUUUUUGGAGGUCAGCUUGUUUUGCGCCUUCCAUCUGGAGUGGUCUAAUCGGCUGGUUGCAUAAAAGCGCUAUUUUCGAUCUUACUAUUAAUGGAGCCCUGCAAAUUGCUGGGAACAGAAAAGGGGAAAAACAGGAAAAUUAUAAUAUCAACCUCAGAAAAAAUUAAUCAUGUUGACUUAUUUAUCUCAGUUAUAAGUUUGUUUUUAGUUAAGAGUGGAUCUAAAUAGACUGUGAAAUACUUCCACUUGAACAAGUGUNG